This is a messenger RNA of Halteromyces radiatus, 1321 nucleotides long. RefSeq lists its product as uncharacterized. The record is from RefSeq and is a predicted model, not a curated record. Lineage: Eukaryota; Fungi; Mucoromycota; Mucoromycetes; Mucorales; Cunninghamellaceae. The coding region runs from base 165 to 1193 and encodes 342 amino acids. The transcript is spliced from 4 exons.
GAGUUGAAAUCUUUCAGGUCUCAGAUUUUUUUUUUUUGAAAAAUAAGUUUCUCGUAAAACUAGUUUCUUUUUUCUUUCUUCCUUUCUCUUAUUCAAUCUAAUCUAAUGGCAAAACUGACUCAGAUGUUCAUGGAUAUGUUAUUUUUGGAUCAAAACUAUAUAAAAUGAAAAGUCUGACUAUUUUCAUAGGAAUCAACUCUUUUUUUUUUUUUAACAUUAUGAAAGUCAUUAGUCUUUUCACUAUUAUCACUACAACUAUACUUCUUCCUUUUAUUGGAUCUUCUACUGGAGCCUUACUUCAUCGUAAUAUUGAACAAGCAAAUAAUGAAAAUACUAUUAUUCAAGACAAUAAUGCUACUCUAUCGAACAUUGACUUGAACAAAUUGAAUGGUACCUGGUAUGUUAUCAGUAUGGAAAAAGAUAUUUACAAGAAAAUGCAAAAAGUAGCUGAAAAUUGUAAUGCAACUUGUAUUUGUCCUGAACUUAUUUUGACACCUAAUGGUCCUGAUUCUUUGGAUGCAAAUGCAACUUGUACUCUUCAAUCUCAAGGCAAGACUAUUCAAUUACUCUCUCAUGGAUUAUUGACUCUAUUACCUGAACAUCCUUCAAAAAAGAAGAAACAUAUCAAAAAUGAACUCUCUCUUGCUUUACUUUUCUCUCAACCUUUUAUCAUCAGUAAUGAUAAUACAACUGUGUCCCAAAAUGGUGAUCAAUGUAAUUCCCUCCCAAAUAUUAAUCAAGAAGGUGUACAACCUCCUAGUAUUGAUUCUGGUGUAAAAGGAAAAAUUCAUUGGACAUUUUAUCCUAUCAAGAAUUCUUCCUCUCAAGAUGAAGCGGCAUUUGUUCGUACAAAAGAUAUGAUAUCAGCUAAUGACAAGGAUGAUGUUCCAGAUGUUAAUAUGUUACUUUCCAAGGAUUUGUCUACUUUUGAUGAUGCUACUUAUAAUGCAACAGCAAACUCAAUUCCUGAUAUGGGCGAGGAUUAUCAAUAUGAUUAUAUGAAACUUGACAAGUGUAAUUUCAAUUCAACUGGUGGUCAACAACCUGAACCAACUUCGUCUGAAACUGGAGGCAAUAAUCAACCUACUGAAACUUCCACUGAAAAUGGUAGUCAACAACCUAAAGCUACAGAAUCAUCCACUGAAAAUGGUGGUCAACAACAUCAACCUGCCGAUGCCAAUGGUAAUCAAUAAAAUCAAAAUCAGAGUCAAGUCCAAUAGUAUAGUCAAUAUAGUUUAAGUUCCUUCAACGAAUUUACAUUUUAGUUUAGGAAAUUUACAUUUUUUUUUUCGUAUGCAACUCAAAAUAAAAAAGAAAUUAC